CAAAAUAGUGUGAUCAUCCAAUUCCAUUUUACCCACUGCAAUUUGCAUUCACUUUUCACGCCAAAUUCCCCUAAAACUUCAAUUUCAAUCGUCUCUCCUCCGAAUCCAUCCCCUCUCGCUCAUCUUCUACGUUUAAUUGCGCCGAUAAUGGAAGCGAAUUUCCAGCCGAGGAUGAAAAGGAAAGACUUUGAGCAUGUUAACGACGACGUCUCCGAUUUCAUCUUCUCCUCUCCCGCCACCAAAAUCCGUAGGCUGGAUGCUGAAUUGCCGCCGAUGAUGAUAGUGGAGGAGGAGCCUGAGGUCGCCGCCGCGACGUUCGACCAAUCGCAGCAGCUCCUGCCGGAACUGAGCUCUAAAUCAGGGGGUUUGAAAAUUGAAGAGUUGCCGGAUUUGGGGGAGAAUGAGAGGGCUAUUGUGCUGUACCAGCCAAGCACACCAAUCGUCCGCUCUCCUGCCAAUUUCUCCGUCUCCCUUGAUCCUCGAUUCAUCUCCGCGUUGAAAAAUCAAGUGUUGAGAUCAAGCUCUGUGAAUUCUUGGAGACUGGAUAGUGAUGAGGGUGUUACAGAAGAUGAUACUGAUAUAUCUAGCUCGGGCAACGGGUGCCAAGCCAUUGUCCCAUGGCUUCCACGGCCUGCGAAUGGAGAUAACUCUUAUCAACAAUUUGAUGGUGGUGAAAUGAUGGAGGCCGAAGAGACGGGUGAGGCUACUAGCAUGGAUGUUGAAGAUAGUCCAAGCAUCCAACAAAGCAACUCUGGCUCGGUGCCACUGAGCCAAGGUUUGCCUCAAUGGCAGCAGCACUGCACGAUCUCGCAGCCUCCUCAGAACACGGCAAUGCCUAUCGUAUGGUACCGAUGAUUAUUAGGUCAGGCGACACGCGGCCUUCGUUAGAGCCCCUUCUCUAGGUUAGCAGCUUGUUGGGUUGUACUUUGUGUGAUCUUGUUAAGUGAUCAUAGUAAAGGAUUAUCCUUGCUUCAUGCAUGUUUCAAUUUUGUCAAUUACUCUGCAGUUGCUAUAUGUGAAAUGAAGCUUGAUUGUGGUAUCA
Salvia hispanica is the source of this 1042-nucleotide messenger RNA. RefSeq lists its product as uncharacterized. The record is from RefSeq and is a predicted model, not a curated record. Lineage: Eukaryota; Viridiplantae; Streptophyta; Magnoliopsida; Lamiales; Lamiaceae.